This is a messenger RNA of Nelumbo nucifera (sacred lotus), 2491 nucleotides long. Its product is annotated as aspartic proteinase 36-like. The record is from RefSeq and is a predicted model, not a curated record. NCBI's taxonomy places the organism in Eukaryota, Viridiplantae, Streptophyta, Magnoliopsida, Proteales, Nelumbonaceae. Gene Ontology annotation, molecular function: aspartic-type endopeptidase activity. Gene Ontology annotation, biological process: proteolysis.
AUGUAUAAACAUAACAAAGUGGAGAUUUAGACUCAAUCAACAGACCAAACUGCCAACAAAAGAAAAUUAGUGAGAGUGAGCCGCGGGAACGGGAUAGAAUCAUAGAACAACGCUUGGGUAGUCUCCCGCCAACAAGAAGGAGCAUCAUCAUCCUCCAAACAGACAAACCGCAAGGUAGUCUCCCGCCACCGAAUGCCGGAAAGCGAUCUGACAGCUCCGUUGCUUCAGCUAGUGACGGGAAGGUUGAAAAGUCGAACCAUCUGAGAAUUCAGAGCUCUCUCUCUCCCGGACACGCACAGAGGAAGGAGAAAGGAAUUAAUUCUUUCGUGGUUUUCACUAAUCUCUUUCCACUUUUCUUUUUGUCUAUUCCAAGCUUUCGAUCGUCUUUUAGUCUUGGGUAGUCGUCGUUCUCCUCAAAAUAUUCGGUGCUCUCUCGAAUGUCCCGGAGAGAGGGGCCAUGGAACGGGCACGGCUUCGAGUGGUCUCAGCCUUACUCAUGCUGUCUUCUAUCGGAAUUAUUUAUCUCUCAUUUUCAUCUUUCUGUUCUUCGUUGGAAGUUCGUGGAGAUCCCGACAAUUACCGUCGAUCGUUCCAUGGCAGCGGCCGUCGCAGGGGUCCCUCGAUUAUUUUGCCGCUAUUCCUCUCAUUUCCCAAUUCCUCUCGGACGUUCGUCGAGGGAAAGUUCCGUCGACAGCUGCAGACGGCAGAGCAUCAACCCUCUAACGCCCACAUGAGGCUUUACGACGAUCUCCUUUCAAAUGGUUACUACACGACCCGUCUUUGGAUCGGAACGCCUCCUCAGGAAUUCGCUCUUAUUGUUGAUUCGGGGAGUAGUGUUACUUAUGUUCCUUGCUCUACAUGCGAACAGUGUGGCAAGCACCAGGAUCCAAGGUUUCAGCCAGACUUGUCAAGCACUUACGAACCUGUAAAAUGCAAUGUGGGUUGUUAUUGUGACGAUGAUAGAGUAUAUUGCACCUAUGAGAGACAAUAUGCUGAAAUGAGCUCUAGCAGUGGUGUGCUCGGUGAGGACAUUAUAUCCUUUGGCAAUGAAAGUGAGCUUAUGCCCCAACGUGCUGUUUUUGGCUGUGAAAAUAUUGAAACUGGUGAUCUUUACAGUCAACAUGCUGAUGGUAUAAUGGGGUUGGGCCAUGGUCAACUUAGUAUUGUGGACCAACUAGUUGAAAAGGGCAUAAUCAGUGAUUCAUUUUCGUUAUGUUAUGGUGGGAUGGAUGUUGGUGGGGGUGCAAUGGUUCUUGGUGGGUUUCCUCCUCCCCCUGACAUGGUCUUUUCCAAUUCAGACCCUGGGCGUAGUCCAUAUUACAAUAUUGAGCUGAAGGAAAUACAUGUGGCUGGAAAGCCAUUGCAAUUGAAUCCAAAGAUAUUUGAUGGAAAAUACGGAACUGUCCUGGAUAGUGGUACAACAUAUGCUUAUCUACCAAACAAAGCUUUUAAAGCAUUUAAAGAUGCUAUUAUUAAGAAACUUCGUCUCCUCAAACAAAUUCGUGGUCCUGAUCCAAAUUAUAAUGAUAUUUGCUUUUCUGGUGCUGGAAGUGAUGUCUCCUUGCUCUCAAAGACCUUCCCAGCAGUUGACAUGGUAUUUAGCAAUGGUGAAAAGCUGUCACUAGCUCCAGAAAACUACUUGUUUCGGCAUUCAAAGGUUCGCGGUGCAUAUUGCCUGGGUAUUUUCCAGAAUGGAAAAGAUCCAACGACUCUCCUGGGGGGGAUCAUUGUCCGCAAUACUCUUGUAACUUACGACCGCGAGAAUGAGAAGAUUGGUUUUUGGAAAACUAAUUGUUCUGAAUUGUGGAAGAGACUGCAUAUUUCUAAUGCUUCUUCGCCUGCGCCUUCCAUUUCCUACAGCAAGAAUUCAACUACAGUAACAUCACCUAGUUUGGCCCCUAAUGGAAUGCCUAGCAAUAUUAUUCCAGGUGAAUCCCGAGUUGGACUAAUAAUGUUUGAUAUGUCAUUGAGUGUCAAGUACUCAGACAUGGCUCCACACAUCACGGAACUUGCAGAAUUUAUUGCACAUGAGUUAGAUGUUAAUACUUCACAGGUUCAUUUAUUGAAUUUUUCCAGCAAAGGAAAUGAUUCUAUAAUAAGAUGGGCCAUAUUUCCAGCAGAAUCUGCUGAUUACAUUCCUAAUCCCGUGGCAAUGAGCAUAAUUGUGCAGUUAACUGAACAUCAUAUGCAUCUUCCUGAUGCAUUUGGAAAUUAUCAGUUGGUUGAUUGGAAAGUGGAACCACCAAGAAAAAGGAAAUGGUGGAAGCAACACUUAGCGAUGGUAAUAGGAGCUAUUAUUACGUUAGUUAUUUGUUUAUCUGCUCUUGGAAUAUGGUUUAUUUGGAGACAUAAACAUCGAGUAUUUGGUAUGUAUAAGCCCAUUCAUUCUACUGUUCCCGAACAUGAGCUCCAGCAGCUGUGAAGACUGUCAAUUGGGAGUUUGGAUCUCCUACCAAAAAAAUGGAGUCAACUUAAUUUUCAUUGAGUUCAA